GCCGAGCAAAGACUCCCGUCCGGCCCCUCUCCUCACGGAGCUCGCACGGGGUCCCACCGCCGCUUCCAGCCGGAGCUUCCCCUGGAACUGACCCGGGCUGCAGGAGCAUGAAUGGUCCAGCUACAUUCCAGCCGUCUCCUCCCCCUUCCAACCCUCCAUCCUCAGGGACCGUCCUUUAAGCAGCCUCUUCUCACGACGGCAGCUAAGUCUUAUCGCCGUUACGAAACAGAGAAUGACUCCUAGACUUGUCGGUGUUCACAGGGCUCCUGGGAUAAUAGGGCUGACAGUGGUUCCUAACAACGGGUAGUGCCACCCCUCUGAUCGGUGUCACCAGCUGAGCUGAUUAUAAAAGAGAGGAUGCUUAUUGUCUGGGGGGAGCUGCUGGUGUGCCCUCUCCUGGUUGCUGAGGCAGACAAGCUGUUGACUUUCACUGAUUAUUUCUCUGCUAGCUUACAAUUCCAGCCUGGGCAGGCAACCUUCACAAUUCCAGUUAGAAAGUAUUUCUGCUGGCAGUGACUAGUCAUGAAUUCAUCUCGUCUAAACAACAGAGCUGAGAGCCACUUUAGAGCAUCAGAGGAGCACGAACUGGAGACAGUGGGGAAGAAAGCUUGGGACAAUCCUGUUUACAAUGGCUCUCCUUCUACAUCCCUGAAGAUUCAAACCAUCUACAACCCCAAGUCUAUCCUGCAAAAUCCCUAUGAGAACUUUGAAGAGGUUGGAGAUCCACUGCCCUACCAGGAAGAACAGAGCAAAGCUGUGGAUGGGAAGACAAGUCCUUUCCUCAAAUGCUUCCUCUACAUCUUCAGAGGCAUAAGAGGUCUGUGGGGCACUACACUGACUGAGAACACAGCUGAAAACAGAGAGCUUUAUGUGAAGACCACACUGCGAGAGCUGCUAGUCUAUGUUGUGUUCUUGGUGGACAUCUGUCUAUUGACAUAUGGAAUGACAAGUUCCAAUGCCUAUUACUACACCAAAGUGAUGUCUGAGCUCUUUCUGCAAACCUCUUCAGAUGGCCGUGUCUCCUUCCAGUCCAUCGGCAGCAUGGCUGACUUCUGGAUGUAUGCACAAGGUCCCCUUCUGGAUAACCUUUACUGGACAAAGUGGUACAACAACAAGUCCCUGACAGCGCACAGCACCCAGUCGUACAUCUAUUAUGAGAACCUGCUGCUGGGUGUCCCACGCAUGAGACAACUGAAGGUGAAGAACAAUUCCUGUGUGGUCCAUGAUGACUUCAAGGAGGAAAUCUCAGGCUGCUAUGAUGUGUACUCAGAAGACAAGGAGGAAAGGGUCUCCUUCGGGCUCAUCAAUGGAACCGCGUGGAGGUACCAUUCUGAGGAGGAGCUUGGUGGUUCAUCUCACUGGGGAAGACUAACCAGUUACAGUGGGGGAGGAUACUACAUAGACUUCAAGUUGACCAGAGAAGAGAGUGCUGAAGCCUUGCAAGUCUUGAAGGAGAAGUUAUGGCUGGAUCGGGGAACACGAGUUGUCUUCAUUGAUUUCUCUGUAUAUAAUGCAAAUAUCAAUCUGUUCUGUGUCCUGAGGUUAGUUGUUGAGUUUCCAGCCACUGGUGGUGCCAUUCCUUCCUGGCAAAUCCGGACAGUCAAACUUAUACGAUAUGUCAGUGCAUGGGACUUCUUCAUUGUUGCCUGUGAAAUUGUAUUCUGUGUCUUCAUCUUCUACUACGUGGUGGAGGAGACUUUGGAGUUGCGUAUCCACAAGCUUCAGUACUUCACCAGCAUCUGGAACAUCCUGGAUGUGGUUGUCAUUCUGCUCUCCAUUGUCGCCAUAGGGUUUCACAUCUUUCGCACCAUUGAGGUGAACAGGCUGAUGGGAGAGUUGCUGAAACACCCCAACACCUACGCAGACUUUGAGUUCUUGGCAUUCUGGCAGACUCAAUAUAACAAUAUGAAUGCAGUCAACUUAUUCUUUGCCUGGAUCAAGAUAUUCAAGUACAUUAGCUUUAACAAAACAAUGACCCAGCUCUCCUCCACACUGGCACGUUGCGCCAAGGACAUCCUGGGCUUUGCCAUUAUGUUCUUCAUUGUCUUCUUUGCCUAUGCCCAGCUGGGUUACCUUCUCUUUGGGACACAAGUGGAAAACUUCAGUACCUUUGUUAAAUGCAUCUUCACCCAGUUUCGGAUCAUUCUCGGUGAUUUUGACUACAAUUCCAUUGACAAUGCCAACAGGGUCCUUGGGCCUAUUUACUUUGUCACCUAUGUGUUCUUUGUUUUCUUUGUGCUCCUGAACAUGUUUCUGGCCAUCAUCAAUGACACCUACUCAGAAGUCAAGGAGGAGCUUUCAAGCCAGAAGGAUGAACUGCAGCUCUCUGACAUCUUGAAGCAGAGCUACAACCGGACACUCAUGAGGCUGAAGCUGAAGAAGGCGCAGAUUUCCGAUGUGCAGAAAGCACUUCAGAAUGGAACCAAAGAAUUGGACUUUGAAGACUUCAAGAACAGCUUGAAGGAACUGGGCCAUGCAGACCAUGAAAUCACAGCAGCUUUCUCCAGGUUUGACAAAGAUGGCAACCACAUCCUUGAUGAAGAGGAGCAACAGCAGAUGAAGCAUGACCUCGAGGCAAAAAGGGUUGCUCUGAAUACAGAGAUUGAAAAUUUGGGGAAAUCCUAUGGUGGAAACAACCUGGAUGAGAAUCUGAUCUACAGGGAAGCAAGAGAUAACCACACCAAUAAAGCCAGCUGGGUCUCCAAAGAAGAAUUCCAAGUCCUGCUGCAACGUGUACUGCAGCUGGAACUGUCUCUAAACAGCACUGGCUCCAAGAUUGAUGCAGUGGUGAGCAAGCUCGAUGUGCCAGAAGGAAACAAGCUGAAGAGGGAAGACCUGGUGGGUAAACCACUGGAUGAUGUUAGUAAGGAGCAAGAAGCCAGGCAGGAAGAGCUGCAGCCCCAGAGCCUAGACCAGCUGGGGAAGGAAGAAGCAGAAACCUGGGGGAUGGAACAUGUACAGAGAAACAACCUGAGUGGCAGCUAUUCUCAAAAUGGUGUCUACCACAUCUUGCCCAGGUCAAACAUGCUGGGGUCUCGAGCGUCCAAGAACAUCAUCCAGCCAUAGUCGAAUGUGCACUUCUAGCAAACAGCCAAGUGCUCCCAGUCUGGCUCCCAUGGUACUAAGUCACUGUCAGUUGCUCCCCCACUGUUGAGAUAAUCCAGACAGCUGGACACAGACACCACUGUUGCCAGGAACUGUCUAUGUGAAAAAUUAGGGCUGCUCUUCUUCAGUGUGAUGAUGUAUAAUGUCACAGAGUAGAACUGCUGCCCUCUCUGCCCCGCUGUCUCUGCAGUAGGUGAAAUUUGGAACCAGGUAAUGUAUUAGGUUUCUGCCUCUGAACAAGCUGACACAAAGUCUCUUAUCUAUCCUUUCCCAAAAAGUAGGGACCCCAGAACUCUGAACACUUGUGUCCAGAGUGGCAUAUUGCAACUUGUUCCCAACACACGCAAUUGUCUGCAGAAAACAGAUGUGAUUAUAUUAAGUUUUCUUUAUGUUAUAAUCUCUAGAGUGAGAUGGAAAGAAGUUUAGUUGUGUCUACCUGGUUACAGACAGUUUUGUUCUGCUGUAGUUUGUUUCCAGAUUACCUUGGUAACCUUCUCUGUAUCUUAGAUUCAGAUGCUGAGAGAAGAGGAUACUAACACCUAGCUUUGGCCAAUUAAAAUGAGAAAUGACUGACAGUUUAAUUGGAAGGAAAUCUGAAAUACUCUAAACUAAGAACCAGUUGUUAUUGGUAAAGUCUUGGGUCUGAGUGUUAGGGAACAAACUUCUGGUUAUAUGGUUUCUAACACAGCUGUUGAUACUCUAUCAUUUAUUUUCACGCUCCUUAAACUACAUCUCAAGGUUCUUCAAAAAACUAGCACCACUUUUAUGAAGCUCUGAUCUUGUUUUUGCCAAGGAAACAAUUUGCAGUUGUGGGUGCUGACACCGUUUCAGUUGAAGAAUAUGGUGAAAAUGAGAUGUGUCCGUUUUUCAACCGCAUGCAUGCAAAAUACUUCUUUUCCAGGCAUUUCUCCCUUUGCUGAGACUUCUCUUUCCUUCUAACUGGUGCAGACUAUUGCUGCUAUUACAGGAUCACUGUAAAUGUAUUCAAAAUAUCUUAAUCACUGGUAUUCUACAAUAGUUAAGCUCAAGUAAGCUCUGUAGGCUUAAAGCCAAUAGAAAUGUGAGUUGUACCAGACAAUUGCUAACAGCUCUCAUUAGUGCUACACUGUUUAGCAUGCUAUGCAGUGCAGUGAUAAGUUUCAGCUGCAAGGACCGAGCAGGAGCUGUGAGGAGGAGCUUGUCACCCAGCCCACAGUGAGCUUAGAUUUUGGACUGGAGCUGUGGGCGCAGAAACCAGAGGCUUCACUUCCCAUCAGCAGGAAUUGUUCACAAUUCACUUCCCAUCAGCAGGUCCUGCUGUUGGGAACAAGACUUACCUGUGAGACAUUGCCAUGGUUCUUGACUCCCAGUUCCACUGAAUUCAGAAUUAAACAAGAUCUUCCUACCUUCAGCUUUUCCAGAUGAACUUGUAUCAGUGGUGUUGCUUACUUCCUCCUGCUCUCUGCAUUGAAGCUAUUAUCUUAUUCAGAACUUCCCGAAAUGGGCCUUCUUUCUUCUUUUUUUUUUCCCCAAAAUUUUAAUUAAACAGGAAAUCUCUAUGCUAAAUUGUAUUUGAACAGAGGAACUAUGUGCUCUGUAAUGGGCUUGAAGAGCACACACAGCCCCUUGCAAUUAACUAAUCAGGUCCUUUGUGUAUUGAAAGACACAGAGGGAGGUUCUUCCUUAAAUUCAUUUGUAAGACCCUGUUUUAGAUCCUGGAUCAAUAUCAGUCUAUGGUUACCGAGGCAUAAUUGCAAAAUCAAAAAUGGAGGCUCUUUCUUUGAGGUCUCUGAAGGAGUGCCUUUUCUACAGGCUCAAAAUAUUGGGUGAGGUUCUGAGUCUGUGUUACUGCAUAGAUAUGAAAUACUCAGGAUGCCAAUCUGUGAAGAACUAAGUCUAACACCAUGGGAGAGAUCCAAGAAGCAACUGUCUGCUUGAGGUGGUUGAUCCUGUGCUAAUGCAGUCAGUGGAAGAUAUGUUGCUGGUUGAGGCUUAGAUUCUGAAGAGAGCAAUAAUUACUGUGAAGGCAAUAGGAUCCUGAAAUCAUGUCUUGCCAAGAAAAUGAAGGUAAAAAUUAUCAUCUGUAAGGCCUGGCUUUAUAAAGCCUCAGAUUUCUCACAGAAAGAAUGUUGGUUUGGUUCUGCUCAAGAGAAUAACCUUCUGCAGAGAAGGUGGCACAGGACCUCCCUCUUUGCAUUGCCCAGUUUUUCUGUUUGCCUUUUCAGCUGUACCAAACACCCACAAGACCAGCCCCACGGAUAACUUGCCCACUGAGGCAGGGAUACUGCAGCACAGUGAAAGAGCCUGUCAGUAGGCACGGGAAGGCAACCUCCACCACCCUGCUCCUUUCUGCAUAGGGACCCCCAUAAGUGUCAGGGAAAGCAGGGGGAGCACAGAGGACAAUGGUGUGAUAGCUGGACUCAGAUCCAUGGGACAGUGACCUACAGCCUCAGGCAACCAGCUCAUAGGCACUGUGGUCUGCUCUUUAGGGCAGCAGGAGAAACAAAAUGCUCAUGUUUGUGCUGCAGGGUUUGUUCUUGCCCAAAACUUGGGAAGUCAGCUUUCCCCUGCAAAGGGAGGGCAGGGGAGUCUCUACAGGGCCACUGCAGCUGGCAGAGAUGCCUGCCCCUCACUCUGCCUCUCUGUAGCCAGAGACUGUAGCCAGGGACUAGACUCUAGACCAGCUUGCCAGGGCUCCCCCUUUCCCACUGGCAAGAACAGCCUGGCAGCCUGUCCUCCUUUGGGCUUGGGUGGCAGUAGUCAACCUGCCAUGCUGAGGAGCCCUAAACCAGCUCUGGCUGGGAUCAGACAAGAACUGCAGGCUGCUGUGGUCUCCUGGGUCAGCUCCUUUCUCCCUUUCUGGCAGAAAGACCACUCCCUUCACCCUGUGCUGUGAUUUUGAUAGUCCCAAUGCUGCUCAGUGUAAGAAAAUUCUGUCACUGGCAUGUACCUGUGACUGCAUUAAUGUCUUCUCUCUUAGGUGUAUCUCUCCAUGCAACUGUGACUUGUCUGUUCUAUGUUCUCAUUGUCACGUAUAUGAUGUGUCCUAGAGUAGGGCAAGGAAAUUACUUGUUUUCGGUAAGCGCUUGUGUGUAAUCGUUAGUUGUGUCUUCAAGCUGGUUAAGAAAUAACAUAAAUACAGUGAAUGGUAAGUUCAUACAGCUUUGCUUUUCACAUGUGUGUUGUCAGGCCUCCUAUAUAGCUGUUAUAAUUUAGAUGAUGUAUG
This is a messenger RNA of Myiozetetes cayanensis, 6310 nucleotides long. RefSeq names its product polycystin 2 like 1, transient receptor potential cation channel (gene PKD2L1). The transcript has 15 exons. Gene Ontology annotation, biological process: detection of mechanical stimulus; potassium ion transmembrane transport. Gene Ontology annotation, cellular component: membrane. Gene Ontology annotation, molecular function: sodium channel activity; calcium ion binding; calcium-activated potassium channel activity. The coding region runs from base 523 to 3066 and encodes 847 amino acids. NCBI's taxonomy places the organism in Eukaryota, Metazoa, Chordata, Aves, Passeriformes, Tyrannidae. The record is from RefSeq and is a predicted model, not a curated record.